GCAAUAAGAUGAGCGACAGAGACGAGCACGAGAAUGAGCAGAAUGAGGACGUGAAAGAAGAGGAUGUUACUCCUGACUACUCGAAAUAUACAGAAGAUAGCGUUCCUCCUGAGGAAAGGCAUGAAGUGAAACAGCAUCAUCCUGGGCGUCCGGAUCUUGAGUAUGACGAGACAUUGGUUGGACCAGCACCAGAGGAAUAAGACAAUUUUUGAAUACUAAUGAGUUGUUGAAUUUAUUGUGAUAAAUAUCCCACUGUAUUCAAUAAAUGAAAGACAUCUAUGAG
This is a messenger RNA of Cylicocyclus nassatus, 283 nucleotides long. The record is from the annotation of a GenBank genome assembly. Lineage: Eukaryota; Metazoa; Nematoda; Chromadorea; Rhabditida; Strongylidae.